ACCUGAGCAUUCAGUUCAUCGGCGUCACCACCCACAGGGUGAUCCCCCUCACGCGGGACUCGGAGUUCCCGCGGCGGGUCAGAGGCGAGGUCGACGCCUUCGAUCCGUUGACCCCCGAGGAGCUCCAGCAGGUCCGCCGAGAGGUCAAGGAGCUGCUGGCCGUCUACGGGCUCACGAGGGGCGCGGACGCGCAGCCCGAGGGUGGGCGCUGGCUGAUCGCCGACCCCGCGCGCCCGGGCUUCGGCGACGCGCUCCCCGCCGCAGCCCUUGCCGAUGCCGACAGCCUCAUCGUCCGAGGCGACCGCGGCCUCGCCUGUGUGGACGAGGACUGGCUCGCCGUGGAGAGGGUGCUGGACGAGGACCUGGACAACUGGAGGUUGCUCAAGUCGACGGGCGCGGGCCGCGACAGGCGGAUCCUCGGCGACGAGCGCGUGGACGGGGUGCCCGUGCUCUCUCUCGCCGCCGCGGCGAGGGCCAGCAGCAAGGCCCUUUGGCCUGGCUGGCCCUUCCGCGGCGACGCCUGCGCCCCGGAGCUGGUCAUGGCGCUCGUCGCGGCGGGGAUCGUGUUCAUCGCCCACCACCUGGGCUGGAGAACGAAGCUGGGGGUCAGUGCUACGUCGGGGGUGUGCCGGACGCACCGCCGCAUCUGCGAAGGCCUCGACCAGGCCAUCUGCUACGACCAACUCGACUUCGCCAACUGUGCGGUCGUCGAGCACCUCGCCCGCUGGCUCUACGAGGUGGAGUCGGCGGUCAGGAGGAACCCGAAGGUGCCAGACUUCACGAACCUGGGCGGCAUCUUCGCGGCUCCCAUGGCCGAGGACGGGCGGAUGCAGCUGCCGACCUUCUCCAAGUGGGUCUCCUCGCUCCGCCGCGACGAGGCUCAGAUCAUGAAGCAGGGGCGGCUCCGGAGCGAAGAGCACGGCAUCGACCGCGCCAAGCACGAGGGCCAGGACGGCAAGGGGCCAGGCCGCGACGGCGGCAAGGGCCCCAACCCCUCUGCCGAGUCCUCUGGCGACGCCUGCUUCGACAGCGCCUGCUGCCCGGGCGCCCCCCUCGUCGCCAUCUCUGUGCUGACGCUCCUCGUGGACGUCCCCUUGGUCGGUGGAGGCCCCGACGUGAGCUACGGCACAGACGAGCUUGGCGGCCCGAUGAUGCGGGAGAUGGCCCUCGACCUGACCCCGCCGAGGACUACCGCACCAUCCAGGGUCACAGUCACGGCGAUCUGGUCUCUGAACGCCCUCGACGCCCCAUCGCGCGCCCUUCGGGCGCACCAGCCUUCUUCGGGCUGUCGCCUCACGGAGGCGCGGCGCUCGAUCAUCUCGCGCGUCAGCCGGCGCAUCGAGAGCUACGGGGAACGACCCGACAUCCUGCCCGCCACCGCCUACGCCGACCUCAUCAAGAGUCACGACUUGUACUCGGGGCAGCCGAUGAACCUGAAGCCGCGCGACCCCAGCCUUCUCAAGGUGCUCCACCGCGACCGACGCCCCCAGGAGCUCCGCGGCUGCCUGGGCACCGAGGGUCGCAGGUACCUUGACCGCGCCGGCGAGCUUAUCUUCAGGGCUGAGGCCGAGCUUGACGUCCUCCUGGAGAGCGAGCUGAUCCAGCCCAUCACGCCGCAUUGGGGCCCGAUCCUGAAGAACAACCGCCGCGCCAGGAUAGACUUCAUCAAGCGCCUCGCCUCCGCAGGCCUCGUCGGGUUCAGGCUCUCCAUCCGCGGCCGCAUCGGCGCCUUCUGCGUGGGCAAGAAGGACGGAUCCCUCGGCCUCGUCCUCGACGGGCGUGAGCCCUCGUCGCUCCACAGGAGGCCGCCCCACGCCGCCUUGGGAUCCGCCGGGGCCCUCGCAGGGCUCGAUCUCUCCGACCAGGCCCUGCGGCCCCAGGGCGUCGAUCCCCAGGCGGCCGACGUCCGCGCGGCGGGCCUGGACCUGAAGGAUGGGUUCUACCAGUUCGCGAACGACGACCUCGCGGACUGGUUCGGGUUCAACUGCCCCGAGGCCGCGUCCGACUUCGGCGACCCGCUGGUGCACAUCCCUGCCGACGGCCGCUUCGUCCAGGUGUCGAGCGACACUCGGAUCUUCGCGGUCUUUCGGGGUCUGCUGAUGGGUUGGUCGUGGUCCCUCUUCUUCUGCCAGGAUCUCUUGGAGGAGGCCCAGUGCAAGGGGCUUCUGAGCUUGGGAUGUGAAGGCGGAGGCCGCUUGGUGCACGAGAGGUGCCCCGCGCCCAUGCUGGCGCCCGGCUGUCUCCUGUCCCAGCCCUACGUGGACAACGCCAACGUCAUCGGCCUCAGCCGCCGGGGCGCCGAGCACGCGCCUCGCGGCAUCCAGCACGUCCUGGACUACUUAGGCAUCGACUACCACGACCUGGUGGAGCCCACGAAGCUGUGCGCCGCGGUGGGCGUCGUGCUCGACACGGCUGCGCGCCGCCUUCUCCGCGCGGGGGCUCGCGCCUGGCGCCUGUACCUUGGUGUGGAGCAUCUGCUUCGUGUGCGUCGUGCAUCUGGCCGUGCCCUUCGAGUCGUGUGCGGCCACCUGGUCAACCACUUCAUGAUCACGCGGCCAGCGCUCGCGGCGCUGGACGAGGG
Molecule: messenger RNA, 2581 nt
Organism: Prorocentrum cordatum
Lineage: Eukaryota; Dinophyceae; Prorocentrales; Prorocentraceae
Source: the annotation of a GenBank genome assembly